GGGUACAAUGGCAAAACACCUCGCGCCAAAGUGCUGCCAUGUAUUAAGCACACCUGAGCAUACUACGGUCUGCGAUGCGACACCACAAUGUGGUGGUGGAAGCUAUGUCGCAUGCGCUGGGAAUCUCCCCACCUGCGUAGAAAUAAGCCACCCCUCAACUAGCCCUUAUUCUCCGCCCACGUGCGCGCAAGGAAGUUUUGUGCAAUGCCAAUAACUGUUUGGAUAGUCCCUUGUAUGCUGCUAGCGUCAUUGUCCUGCUUUGGGAAACAAAUCCAUGUUCCGUGGUGUAUGUUUUCAUGUGUUUGUGAUGCUUGUCGUCUUUGACUGAUUGUACACUCAAUUAUCCUCCUUUUCCCUCUUCAUACCCCUGAUUCUGCUAUGAUGUGAUGGCAAAAGCUCGCAUGGGGGUUGUUAUUGGGAAAUGUCACAAUGAUUCUAGAUUGGC
Messenger RNA from Melampsora larici-populina 98AG31, 445 nucleotides. RefSeq lists its product as uncharacterized. The transcript has a single exon. The record is from RefSeq and is a predicted model, not a curated record. Lineage: Eukaryota; Fungi; Basidiomycota; Pucciniomycetes; Pucciniales; Melampsoraceae. Bases 8 to 214 code for a protein of 68 amino acids.